This is a messenger RNA of Racocetra fulgida, 198 nucleotides long. The record is from the annotation of a GenBank genome assembly. Lineage: Eukaryota; Fungi; Glomeromycota; Glomeromycetes; Diversisporales; Gigasporaceae.
AUGUUGCAUGAACAAGCCAGACUUUCUUUCAUCAUUCAGGUAAUAUUGGAAAUCUGCGAAGGUAGUAAAUUGGAUGAACAAUGUAAUCAUAAUCUAGGGCACCGUUAUCAAUUUGGUAUUAGUUCAUCAAUAUCGGUUGAUGAAAAACAGCAUGGUCACAUUUAUGGUGUUUUAUCAUAUUUAGCUCCUGAAGCCUGA